Lottia gigantea (owl limpet) is the source of this 2233-nucleotide messenger RNA. RefSeq lists its product as hypothetical. The transcript has 17 exons. The record is from RefSeq and is a predicted model, not a curated record. Lineage: Eukaryota; Metazoa; Mollusca; Gastropoda; Lottiidae. Gene Ontology annotation, molecular function: magnesium ion binding; protein serine/threonine kinase activity; ATP binding. Gene Ontology annotation, biological process: peptidyl-serine phosphorylation; intracellular signal transduction. The annotation marks the transcript as partial.
AGCCCUCACGAGAGUCCACGUAAUUUGUCACCAAGCCAACAUGGAAACUUUGCCUUUCAAGCCAUUAAAAAAUGUGAUGGAAGAAGGUGGUCAUUUGCAUCUCUACCGUCAUCAGGCUAUGGUACCAAUACUCCUGGAAGUUCUAAUGUUUCGUCGAGAUACUCUUCUCAUGAGAAGUUACACCAGUUCCCUUCAGCACCAACAGCUGAAGAACUGGUGUAUUUAUCUAGCCAUUUUGAUAGUGAUGAACAUAUGACAGGAACAGAAGAUGAUGGUAGAUGUUCUCCCAUAAUGAGACCAAGAUCUCGAAGUUUGAGUCCAGCCAGAUCUCCUGGUGGGGAGUCAGAAAUAGUCAUAAUGAACAGUGUGUAUAAAGAAAGAUUUCCAAAGGCCACUGCUCAAAUGGAAGAUCGAUUAAGAAAAUUUAUAGCGGAACACGAGAAAUUGGAUCCUGAACAAGAAACGGAUGCAGUGUUAUGUUUUCUGCAUCAUCAAGUAUUGGAAAUGGCCCGUGAUGUUUUACAUAAAUCUGAAGAGAAAUUAAUAACAACAGCAUAUUUCUAUGAAUUGAUCGAUAAUCUGGAGAAAUUGAAGAAAGAUGCUAGAGAAAGAUGUGAUAUAACCUCUCAUGCUUAUUCAUGUAUCUAUCCUAUGAUUAAACAGUUAUAUAUCAUUGUAUCAAGACCAGCCAGAUUAUUAGAGUGUCUGGAAUUCGAUCCAGAGGAAUUCUAUAUGUUAUUAGAAGCAGCUGAAGGUCAAGCUAAACAAACUAUUAAAGAUGAUAUACCACAAUAUAUAAUCAGUAAAUUGGGGUUGAAUAGAGAUCCUUCAGGUGUAAUUUAUUUGUUUGUAGAUAUAACACAUAUUGAAACUAUAACUGGUAAUUCAUUAGAUAAAGCUGAAGAAGAAGAAGAUGUAGAAUCAGAGCAUGAGAAGAGCUAUAGUAAAUUUCCCAAAGGCAAAGUACCUUGUCAAGAUGAUUUCGAGACUUUGAAGUUAAUCAGUAAUGGAGCUUAUGCGGCUGUUUAUCUAGUACGACAUAAACAAACCAGACAACGAUUUGCCAUGAAGACAAUUGGUAAACAGAAUCUCAUGUUACGUAACCAAUUACAACAAGUUUUCUUGGAAAGAGAUAUUUUAUCUUUCACUGAUAACCCAUUUGUUGUCAGUAUGUACUGCAGUUUCGAAACUAAGAGACAUUUAUGUAUGGUUAUGGAAUAUGUAGAAGGAGGAGAUUGUGCUACUUUAUUAAAGAAUGUUGGACCUUUUCCUUUGGAUUUGGCUAGAAUGUAUUUUGCUGAGACAGUGCUUGCUUUAGAAUAUUUACAUAGCUAUGGUAUCGUACAUCGAGAUUUAAAACCUGAUAACUUAUUGAUAACAGCUUUCGGUCACAUCAAGUUAACAGAUUUUGGUUUAUCAAAGAUUGGGUUGAUGAGUAUAACAACAAAUCUAUAUGAGGGUACAAUAGAUAAACAGUUUCAAGAUAAACAAGUAUAUGGUACACCUGAAUACAUAGCACCAGAAGUUAUAUUACGACAAGGCUAUGGUAAACCUGUUGAUUGGUGGUCUAUGGGCAUCAUAUUGUAUGAGUUAUUAGUGGGUUGUGUGCCAUUCUUUGGAAAUACUCCUGAGGAAUUAUUUUCUCAAGUCAUUAAUGAAACUGUUGAAUGGCCUGAAGAAGAUGAUUGGCAAGUUCGUGAGGAUGCUAAAGAUUUGAUUAGUGCUUUAUUAAGACAUGAUCCUGCUGAAAGACUGGGUUUUGCUGGUGCACAACAAGUUAAAGAACAUUUCUUCUUCCAUGGUUUAAAUUGGGAGAAUUUGUUGCGUCAAAAAGCCGAGUUUGUACCACAGUUGGACAGUGAAGAGGAUACUAGUUAUUUUGACUCAAGAACAGAAAGAUAUAAUCAUGAUUUAGCAGAAGAUACAGAAGAUGAACCAGAUGAUGUAUUAUUUCACAGUUUCUCCUCCUGUUCACCAAGAUAUAGUAAAGUUUACUCUAGAAUUGAAGAGUUACAUGAGGAUAAGAAAGAGAAAGAUAGAAGAAGACAUUCAAGUGCUGAUGAUUUCCGUACGAGAGUAUUGGAGAAACAAGCUUUAGAACGUAAAGAUUCCAACCACUCAGAGUGCUCUGAUACAUCACUUGAGAUACGAUCUGUACUACGAAAAGACAGUGCUGAUACAACUGACUCCAAAACUGAUGCUAGUACUAUUAAACUUGAUGAAGAUGUUUUCA